Messenger RNA from Boleophthalmus pectinirostris (great blue-spotted mudskipper), 1332 nucleotides. RefSeq names its product potassium voltage-gated channel subfamily S member 3-like. Gene Ontology annotation, biological process: potassium ion transmembrane transport; protein homooligomerization. Gene Ontology annotation, molecular function: voltage-gated potassium channel activity. Bases 1 to 1332 code for a protein of 443 amino acids. The record is from RefSeq and is a predicted model, not a curated record. The transcript has a single exon. Gene Ontology annotation, cellular component: membrane; voltage-gated potassium channel complex. NCBI's taxonomy places the organism in Eukaryota, Metazoa, Chordata, Actinopteri, Gobiiformes, Gobiidae.
AUGCUGUACGGACAGAUGUAUGGACACAUGGCCCACAGCAGGGAUGACUGCUAUAUUAACGUCAAUGUUGGAGGGUUCAAACAGAGGAUGGACCCCCACAUGUUGAAAAAGUUCCCGCAGACGCGCCUGGGACGUCUCCUGUGCUGCAGCUCACAGGAGGCCAUCCUGGAACUGUGUGAUGACUUCAGCCCCUCAGAUAUGGAGUACUACUUUGAUAGAAAUCCUCUGUUUUUCUGUUAUGUGUUAAACUUUUAUGUGACAGGGAAGAUCCACCUGGUGGACGGUCUGUGUGUGGUGUCCUUUGUUCAGGAGAUCGAGUACUGGGGCAUAAAGGAGCGUCACCUGGACUGUUGCUGCAGUGAUAAGUUCCUGGAGCUGCUGGAGGCGGUGGAGGACAAAGGCUGGGACAGUGAGGAGCAGAGUGUGGGUGGCUCAGGCUCCUCUGUGCAGCUCUCUGUCUCCGAGGACAAUAUGAACUUGUAUGAGGGCUCCUGGUGUGGGGACACGCGUAGAAACAUCUGGAUUCAUCUAGAGGACCCUGGACACAAUACUUUAGCCAAAUCACUGGCUGUGGCCUCUCUGAGUGCAGUGCUCCUGUCCAUAAUAGCCAUGUGUGUGCACAGCAUGCCUGACUUCCAUGAGUUAGAUGAAAAUGAACGAGAGAUUGAAAACCCAGUGCUUACUGUCAUUGAAAACAUCUGUGUUCUGUUCUUCUCUGCUGAGUUUGUUCUUCGUUUGGCUGUCGCUCCUUCGGCCAAACUGUUUCUGUGCAGCCCUCUUAAUAUGAUUGACCUAUUGUCAGUCUUGCCAUUCUAUGUCACCAUAGUGUUUGACAUGAUGGACGAAGGGGAGAGUGCAGAGCUGGAGAACCUUGGCAAAGUAGUUCAGAUCCUGAGAUUGAUGCGUGUGUUUCGUAUUCUGAAACUGGCCCGCCACUCAGCAGGCCUUCGCUCUCUUGGCGCCACGCUCAGACACAGCUCCCGGGAGGUGGGUCUGCUGGUGCUCUUCCUGUCUGUGGGCAUCUCCAUGUUCUCUGCUCUGGUGUAUUUUGUGGAGAAGGAGACGGAGGAGUCCACUCUGCAGACCAUGCCUGUGGGCUGGUGGUGGGCCACCAUCAGCAUGACCACAGUGGGCUAUGGAGACACCUUCCCGGUCACAUUUCCAGGGAAAAUCAUAGGAACUCUUUGCAUCAUCUGUGGACUUCUGAUUGUGGCCCUUCCCAUUACUAACAUCUUUCAGAAGUUCUCCAAGUUUUAUGAAAAGCAAAAACAACUUGACCUUAUUCGACGACGCACUGUAAAAACAACUGAUUUCAGACCUUUACAAGAAUAA